AUUUGGAAUGGAAAAUAAUUUACGUGGGUUCGGCCGAAAGUGAAGAGUAUGAUCAAGUGCUAGACUCUGUUUUAGUAGGACCUGUUCCUGCAGGCAGACACAUGUUCGUAUUUCAGGCUGAUGCACCAAACCCAGGGCUUAUUCCAGAUGCAGAUGCAGUAGGUGUAACUGUUGUGUUAAUUACAUGCACCUAUCGAGGUCAAGAAUUUAUUAGAGUUGGCUACUACGUAAACAAUGAAUAUACUGAAACAGAACUGAGGGAGAAUCCACCUGUAAAACCAGACUUUUCCAAGCUGCAAAGGAAUAUUUUGGCGUCUAAUCCCAGAGUCACCAGAUUCCACAUUAACUGGGAAGACAACACUGAAAAACUGGAAGAUGCAGAGAGCAGUAACCCCAACCUACAGUCCCUGCUUUCCACAGAUGCGUUACCUUCAGCAUCAAAGGGGUGGUCGACAUCAGAAAACUCGUUAAAUGUUAUGUUAGAAUCUCAUAUGGACUGCAUGUGACUAACCACCGUCGUUUUGGUACUGUACAUGUGUUAAACUGAAAACAACCAGAACUAUUUCCCUCCAAUUCCAUAAGUACAUAGUUGACAAGCAAUGUGAAGAACUUGUUUUAAAACAUCCUGUAGAAAGUUUAUAAAAAAAAAAAAAACAGUAUUUGAGCAAAUUGUGGAAUAUAAAUACAACUAUUUUUAAGUAACUGCUUUUUUUCUCUAAUGUGUUAUUGGUCUAAACCAAACCCAAUUAAAGUAUACCUAGUCUUUUCUCCCCCUCUCCCCUUUACCUUGUAAGCACUAUUAAAAGCGAAAAGCUGAAAGUUAAAACAUUCAGGCAAAAUCAAGCAAUAAUGACUUGUCCUAAUCUCUGAUAUUAUUAAGUGCCCUUUAAUAGCAGCUUAAGAACAAAGCUGUUAUU
Messenger RNA from Nothoprocta perdicaria, 917 nucleotides. RefSeq names its product anti-silencing function 1A histone chaperone (gene ASF1A). Gene Ontology annotation, biological process: DNA replication-dependent chromatin assembly. Lineage: Eukaryota; Metazoa; Chordata; Aves; Tinamiformes; Tinamidae. The transcript is spliced from 3 exons. Bases 102 to 506 code for a protein of 134 amino acids. Gene Ontology annotation, molecular function: histone binding. Gene Ontology annotation, cellular component: nucleus. The record is from RefSeq and is a predicted model, not a curated record.